Messenger RNA from Sphaeramia orbicularis (orbiculate cardinalfish), 3049 nucleotides. It is a transcript of the gene pibf1, whose product is annotated as progesterone immunomodulatory binding factor 1. NCBI's taxonomy places the organism in Eukaryota, Metazoa, Chordata, Actinopteri, Kurtiformes, Apogonidae. The coding region runs from base 374 to 2671 and encodes 765 amino acids. The transcript has 18 exons. Gene Ontology annotation, biological process: cilium assembly. The record is from RefSeq and is a predicted model, not a curated record. Gene Ontology annotation, cellular component: microtubule organizing center.
AAGCUAUUGAGGCGGUUAGCAGACGACAGGAGCGGGACCCUUGAAAAUAACAACAACCCACUGUGUUGAUUUGUCGCCACCAGCGGGUUAUUUUGUUUAAUUUAUUAUCACUUUUUCGUUAGGUUUGGUGCUUUGGGAGCAGAAGUUAAACUCCACAAUUCGACUAGUGUUAAAUACUAGCUAGUUAACACUAUGUUUUCAGUUCUACUCGAUGAAAUGAAUAGCUAAUUUUCAACUGUAACAUAUGGCGAUGUUCGUUCAUUUAGCCGUUUCAGUUAGCUAGUUUAAUCGCAGUUUAUGUUUACAGAAGUCUUUGUGCUGACUGGUUAAGGCUAACAGAGAAGAAAAGGAACCCUGAGCGAAACAAAACAAGAUGCCUCCCAAAAAAUCCCAGCUGAAGGUGAAGGCUGCUAAUGUCUCCAGCUCCCUGGACCUUGAGUCUGAGGACAUCAGUCUGGAGACCACUGUGCCCACCACAGAGGAUGUGUCCUCCUCGGACGAGCUCCGGAACGGCUCCCAGAAGAUGACCCGCCAGCUGAUCGAGAAGAAGGAGCUGCUGCACAACAUCCAGCUGCUAAAAAUCGAGCUUUCCCAGAAGAACUUGAUCAUAGACAACAUGAAGGCAGACCAUAUGUCCAAGAUUGAGGAGCUGGAGGAGAAGCUGAACGAUACUUUACAUCAGAAACAGGUGUUGGCUUUGAGGUUGGACAGCCAGCUGAAAGUUGCUCAAGAAGAAAACAGGAAGCAACAAAGUCUCCGUAAACAGGAGAUGGAGACCAUUCUGCUCAGACAGCAGCAGCUGGAGGAGACCAACCGACAGCUCUGUGAGAAGGCAGGAGAACUCCGCAGGUCUCUGAGGGAGCUAGACAUCUCCCAUGACAGAUACCUGGAGCUCAGGGACUUUCCCGAAGACAGACUCUCCAUACAGGAAUAUGUAGCUAUGCGUUUCUAUGAGGUGGUGACUCCUCUGCGGGAUGAGGUUAAGGAGCUCAGUGUGAAGAAAAGCACUUUAACUGAAGAGCUUGAUAUACACAGAAGUCAGAUGAAGUCUUUGAUGGAGAGCUAUGAGGAGGAACGGCGCCUUCGCACAGAGCUGGAGCUGAGGUGCCAGAAACUGACCCUUGAACUGGCUGACACCAAGCAGCGGAUCCAGGAAGGAGAUUACCGCAGAGAAAACUACCCUAUGCUCAAACGUGAACGUGACACUUGUGAAGCAGAGCUGAAGGAGCUGAAGAGGAGGUUUGAGACCCUAGAUUUAUCCCACACUGCGCUGACCAGGGAGAGGAACACACUCAGCAAAGAGGUGGCGACAUUGCAGCAGUCUGUGACACUUCUGCAGAAGGACAAGGAGUACCUCCACAGACAGAACAUGGAGCUCAAUGUGCGAUGUGCACAUGAGGAGGACCGUCUGGAGAGGCUGCAGGUACAAUUAGAAGAUACUAAAAAGGCCAGAGAGGAGGCUUAUGAGAAAUAUAUCGCAUCAAGAGACCACUACAAGUCUGAAUAUGAGAACAAGCUGAGAGAGGAGCUGGAGAACAUCAGGCUGAAAACCGGUCAGGAGAUUGACAACCUGCAGAAAACCUCAAGGGAGAUGUAUGAGAGGGAGAACAGGAACUUGCGUGAAGCCAGAGACAAUGCAGUGUUGGAGAAGGACCGAGCGGUGGCAGCAGAGAGAGACACUCAGUCAAGAUAUGACCAACUACUAGAACAGUUCCGUCAGCUCCAGCUGGGUACUGAGAGUCGGGUAGCAGAGCUGUCCAAUCAGGCUAAGCUGCACUCCUUCGAAGCUGAGCGCGCUCAAAUGCUCAAGGAGGAGACAGCCAACGCUCUGGCCCAGUGUCAGGUGGAGUGUGAGAAACAGCAGAAAAAACUGGAGGUCCUUACCCAGGAGUUUUAUAGGCUACAGACGUCAUCGGAGAAGCGGGCAGCAGAGCUGCAAGCUCAGAAUGCCGAACAGGCAUCUCGACUAGAGACGUAUGAAAAGCUUGAGCAAGAGUUGGACCAGGUCACCAUGCAGGCUGCUGAGAUUGAGGAUGAAGAGGAGGCCGAGAGAGUUCUGUUCUCGUACGGCUACGGUGCCAAUGUUCCCACAACAGCCAAAAGACGACUGAAACAGAGUGUUCACCUAGCCCGCAGGGUGCUACAGCUCGAGAGGCAGAACACAUCACUGAGGAGAGAUUUGGACAGACACAAGUCACAAACAGGACAGAUUUCUGAAGAGUUAUUGGCAGCCAACCAACUGUUGCAGCAGACACAACAGCCCUACAGCUACCUGAUUGACACAGUGCGACAACGAGAUGCACAGAUCAGCUCAUUGAAGGAACGCGUGGUGUCACUUGAGGAUGAUGUCAGUUCACUGAGGAAAGAACGGGCAACUCUGCAACAGGUGAAGAACAACAUGGCUGCUGAUCUAGAGAGACUCCUCAACCACCGAGAGGAGUUAGCUGUGAUGAAGCAGGUCCUGAUCAGUAUGCGGUCCAGGCAGGGAGAUGAUCUAAACCUGUCAGAAACAGAUAAAAGCCGAGUCAGGUCCUCUGGCACAGGGAAACAUCAGUCCAAGCAUCUCAGCAGGACCACAGAAGAAGAGUCUCCAAACAAACCGAAACCCACUGUCUUUACAAAAAAAGAAGCUCCCGGUUGGUACCCAAAGCUAAGGCAGAAACCUAAAUGAUUCACUCAGUUACUUACUAUUUAUUGACUACUCAGGGUGUUGUGUAGUGUUUAAUCUGUAAAUUACAUUUGUGUAAAAAUUGCUGAAUUUUAAAAUCCUCAAAUUUCUCUCAUGUUUCAAGUGUUUUGUAUUAUUCAUAUAAUAAAGUGCCAUAACACAGGUCCAAAACUAAAGGUAUUACUUUCCACAGGGUACACAUUCUUCAGUAACCAACUGCCCAGGCAUUCCUCCUCCUUGGCAGUUAUCUGUUUUAUUCGGUCUGUCUAUCGUUAUUUCCUCAUCCUUUCCAGGGUUGCGAGGCCCGGUACCUACAAACAGACUUUACAGCAGGAACCAUAGCCUUUUAUUUCCUCGAGUUAAGACCCCUUCUGCUUUAAA